Messenger RNA from Arvicanthis niloticus (Nile rat), 4471 nucleotides. It is a transcript of the gene Slc34a2, whose product is annotated as solute carrier family 34 member 2. The record is from RefSeq and is a predicted model, not a curated record. Gene Ontology annotation, biological process: intracellular phosphate ion homeostasis; sodium-dependent phosphate transport. NCBI's taxonomy places the organism in Eukaryota, Metazoa, Chordata, Mammalia, Rodentia, Muridae. Gene Ontology annotation, cellular component: apical plasma membrane; brush border; vesicle. Gene Ontology annotation, molecular function: sodium:phosphate symporter activity.
AGAAGCCCCGCGUGUGAGAGAGGCAGAGAUUCGGGGCGCGCGGGGCGCCACCGGGGCGCAGGCCGUUCGGCCGUUCCUACUGCGGGCCUGGUCUGAGGUUUCUUCCCGCAGCUCUCGAGGUGGCGAUGGGCUCACUAAGCCGGCAGGUAGGCAGUGCCGUGGCGGCGGCGGCGGCAGGCGGUCCUGGAAUGUGCGAGGGGCGUGAUGACAGCGACUGCCGCCGGCCUCUUUGCGCAACACCUUCGCUGUAUAUAUACCGGGCGCUCAGCCGCGCUCCACCUGGGUGCCUCCUGCUGUCCCUUACCUGCGAAGGGAGCGCUGACCAUGGCUCCUUGGCCCGAGUUGGAAAAUGCCCACCCCAACCCCAAUAAAUUCAUUGAAGGGGCCUCAGGUCCACAGUCUAGUGCACCUGCCAAAGACAAGGAGGCCAGCAAAACCAAUGACAGCGGGACUCCUGUAGCCAAGAUUGAACUUCUACCCUCCUAUUCCGCCCUGGUUCUCAUAGAGGAGCACCCUGAGGGGACUGACCCCUGGGACCUGCCUGAACUCCAGGACACUGGGAUCAAAUGGUCAGAGAGAGACACCAAAGGGAAGAUUCUCUGCAUUUUCCAGGGGAUUGGGAAAUUCAUUCUUCUCCUGGGGUUUCUAUACUUGUUCGUGUGUUCCCUGGAUGUACUCAGCAGCGCCUUCCAGCUUGUUGGAGGAAAAAUGGCCGGCCAGUUCUUCAGCAACAACUCCAUCAUGUCUAAUCCUGUGGCUGGACUGGUGAUAGGCGUGCUGGUGACAGUCAUGGUUCAAAGCUCCAGCACGUCUUCCUCAAUCAUCGUCAGCAUGGUUGCUUCCUCACUGCUGACCGUGAGGACUGCCAUUCCCAUCAUUAUGGGUGCUAACAUCGGAACCUCCAUCACCAAUACGAUUGUGGCGCUUAUGCAGGCAGGAGACAGAAAUGAGUUCAGAAGGGCAUUUGCAGGGGCCACUGUCCAUGACUUCUUCAACUGGCUCUCUGUGUUGGUGCUCUUGCCUCUGGAGGCUGCCACCCAUUACCUGGAGAUCCUGACCAACCUUGUGUUGAAAACCUUCAAGUUCCAGAAUGGAGAAGAUGCCCCAGACAUUCUGAAAGUCAUCACAGACCCCUUUACCAAGCUCAUCAUCCAGCUGGAUAAAAAGGUCAUCCAACAAAUCGCGAUGGGUGACUCAGCAGCGCAGAACAAGAGCCUGAUCAAGAUCUGGUGUAAAAGUAUAAGCAACGUGACUGAGAUGAAUGUCACCGUCCCCUCACCUGAUAAUUGCACCUCUCCUUCCUCUUGCUGGACUGAUGGCAUACAUACCUGGACCAUCCAGAAUGUGACCCAGAAGGAGAAUAUCGCUAAAUGUCAGCACAUCUUUGUGAAUCUGAACCUCCCAGAUCUUGCUGUGGGCAUCAUCCUGCUUAUCAUUUCCCUGCUGGUCCUCUGUGGCUGUCUGAUCAUGAUAGUCAAGCUGUUGGGUUCUGUGCUCAGGGGACAGGUUGCCACUGUUAUCAAGAAGACACUUAACACUGAUUUCCCCUUUCCCUUUGCCUGGAUGACUGGUUACCUGGCCAUCCUUGUGGGGGCAGGCAUGACCUUCAUCGUGCAAAGCAGUUCUGUGUUCACUUCUGCCAUGACGCCACUUAUUGGUAUUGGGGUGAUCAGCAUUGAGAGGGCAUAUCCACUCACUCUGGGCUCCAACAUUGGCACCACCACCACUGCCAUUCUGGCUGCCUUAGCCAGCCCAGGCAGUACCUUGAGGAGUUCCCUCCAGAUUGCCCUGUGCCAUUUCUUCUUCAACAUCUCUGGAAUAUUGCUGUGGUACCCAAUCCCAUUCACCCGUCUGCCCAUCCGUCUGGCUAAAGGCCUGGGCAACAUCUCCGCCAAGUAUCGCUGGUUCGCAGUCUUCUAUCUCAUCUUCUUCUUUUUCCUGACCCCGCUGACAGUGUUCGGCCUGUCUCUGGCAGGCUGGCCAGUGCUGGUGGGUGUGGGCGUACCCAUCAUUCUGCUGGUGCUCCUGGUCCUGUGCCUCCGGAUGCUGCAGUCCCGCUGCCCUCGCAUCCUGCCCCUGAAGCUCCGAGACUGGAAUUUCCUACCCACGUGGAUGCACUCUCUGAAACCCUGGGACAAUGUCAUCUCGCUGGCUACCACCUGCUUCCAGAGGCGUUGUUGCUGCUGUUGCCGCGUGUGCUGCCGUGUCUGCUGCAUGGUGUGUGGCUGCAAGUGCUGUCGCUGCAGCAAGUGCUGUAGGGACCUGGAGGAGGAAGAGGAUGGAAAGGAGCAAGAUAUUCCAGUCAAGGCUUCUGGGGCCUUUGACAAUGCAGCUAUGAACAAAGAAUGCCAAGAUGAGGACAAGGGCCAAGUAGAAGUUCUGAGCAUGAAAGCCCUGUCCAACACUACAGUGUUCUAGGGGCACCUAGGAGUCAGGGGUGAGGAGGACCUAAGUCCCAUGGGAUCCACCCCUCCCAUGGGUGUCUCCUGCCACCUCAUUAGGAUUCCUGAUGAACAGUUAGAGUGUCAGUCUAUAGGUGAAUUGGACUUAUCUUGUCCCCUACUUCUCAAGUGCCUCCCUCUCAGAUAAUAGAGAGAUUUAGACUGUGAAUGUGACCCCACAGAUGACCACAUCCUCCUCUGGCCUAUGAUGCUUUCAAAGUCCAUCCUCACCCAAAGGCCAAGUGUUAAGGGAGGCAUUAGGGAAGGUUCUGGAAAGAUCCAAUGUAAAGAGUAUUUGUAAAUUAUAUGUAUAAAGCAGUCAUUUCUUGGUAUAAAACCUCAGUCACAUCUUUUUCUUUCUUUUUUUUUUUUUUAAAAUCAAAGCCCACUUCCCCUACCCCAUAGCUCCUCCUACUCCUCCCUGCUCCAGAGCAGCCAAGUUCAGACCCUUAAGUAAUGGUUUGGAGCCUAUAGUUGUGAGCCUUUCUGGCUUAUAUUGCAGAACAUGUUCUCUAUCAAGACUUUCUAUGGUGUGGUCAGGCCAAGCAGUUGACCACAGUGUCCUCAUCUUCAGCUUCCUAGGAUGUAGUGACAUAGGGUUGGGGUUCAUAACAUGUUUGGCUCAUAUUUGGUUUCUAUGCCUAGGUUUCUAGACUAAUCUAGAACAGAAGGCAUUGUGGCUACAGAUUAAUGGUGUUCUUAGAGUGAUAUUCCUGAUGGAAUCUGUAAGACCCUGUCCCAAGCCCUCUCCACUACCACCUGGGAGUAUCUGCUUAUGAAGGGUCUGUUUAUCUUGUUUUGUACAAGGAGACUUUCUGGGCCAGCUUUUAGUGGUCUGUUUCAUCCAUCCACUCACCCUCUUGCUCAUGCAUUCACCGAUCCUUCCAAACAUGUUCUUCCAGAGAUGAGCUUUGCCCCGCCCCCUUCCAUGCCUACAAGGCUCCAAGGGAAUUAGGGAGGAGAUGGAUGGGAAAUGGAUAAAUGUCCUUAGAAUCAAGAUGAAGCCAGUAGGGUUUGGAGUGACUGCAGGGUGGGAUCCUAUCCAUACAGGGAUACCUUUGAUGUGUCUUAGAGCUCACAUGUAAUACUCAUGACAGCUCUGCAACCAUCCCCACCCCCCCUGUAAGAACAAGCCUCAGCUUGACUUAGGGCAGGCUGUGUGUCUCCACAAGACCAUGUCCUCCCCAACCCCUCCCCCCCAUCAUACUCCAUAUGAAGAGGCUGAGAGAUGCCAAACUGAGCCCCUCUGUAGAUAAAAGUUCCCAAAGAGUCAUUUAUGUGGCAUAUAUUUGUAGCAUCUGUACAGAAUUCUUCAUAACUUAUAUAGUAAAUAGUGAUGUGUUUUAUAGUGUCUCAUUUGGAAACGAGGCAGGGUUCUUUUAUGUACUGUGAACAGAAAGAGCACCUUUGUAUAUUUUGUAAUACUGCCUUUAAUACGACUCUUGAGGCCAUGCCACACCUCCCUGUAAAUACGUAAAUUACACCCCAGGAGGUGGCUUUGCCCUCUGUUGAUUUGUUUUUUUUUGUUUUUUUGUUUUUGUUUUUUUUUUUUAAAGAUGGAAUCCUUGUUCCUGUGUUAAUUGUAUAUUAAACUGGUUGAGGGAAGGGAGAAAUAAAAAAAUCACACCCCCACAAGAAGUGUGCUGCCUCCAAUUGCAGGGUACUGCAAGCAUGAGGCAUUCUUCCUUACUCAAACCUCACCAUGCACCACCAGGACAAGCUAUGUAGCUUGUGGGGUCCCUGGUGACACUUUUAGACACAGGAUUUAGUCCCACCUUCAGUUUUCUCUUUUCCAGGUCAUGGGGAUCAGCUACUGAGAGCUAUGCUAAGUAAAGCAUAGCCUUUUGUGGGUUAUUGAAUGUUACCAGGUUUGGAAGCAAAAGGUUUGUGUGGAAAUUUUGAAAUCACAUAGCUGAUGUUUUGAAGCUAUGUGCAGGCUAUCUUCAGUCUUGUUUUAGAAAUUUUAAAAAUUUUAUUUAAAAAUAGAAGAGAAGGGAGUGGGACAGUGAUUGGAUGUAAAUUGAAUAAGU